AUGCCCGUCUUCACCGAAUACUCUGCAUCGUCCCGAGAUCUGCGGGUCCUGCCUUCGUUUGCACCACCACUCCCUCGACUUGCGCCGACACCACGGGUCGAGGGUGGUGAUGCACAAUACGAGGUUAUCGUGGUUGGAGCAGGUCCCGCGGGACUGAUGCUGGAGUUACUACUGGCACGAUAUGGAUUGAGCGACGAGUCCUUGCUUUGUAUAGACUCCAAAGCGAGCACGCUAAAGUCUGGUCAGGCGGAUGGUCUCCAACCACGUACACUCGAGACAUUGAAAUCACUAGGCCUGGUCGAUGAGAUCCUCACUGAGGGAUGCCAGAUGUGGCAGGUCGCUUUUUGGAAUCCCUCCCAAGACAAAGCUAAGAUCAUAGAGAGAACGUCUCUUGUUCCUGACGUGGCCGUUCCAGCACGGUAUCCUCACGAGGUCACAAUUCACCAAGGUCGGAUCGAGCGCAUCUUGGAAACGGAUCUUUUACGAUACUCGAAACGCGGCGUGCAGCGCAACACCAACCUUCUCGAUGUGAAGAUAGACGAAGAAGGGGAUCCAGACUACCCCGUGGUCGCCGAGCUCGAAAGCGAAGGUUGUCGUCGCAAAGUCCGAACAAAAUAUUUGGUGGGGGCGGACGGCGCUCAUUCUGUUGUGAGACGUGCUAUGGGACUGAGGCUGGAGGGCGAAUCGCUCGACCAUAUCUGGGGCGUGAUUGACCUCAUCGUGGACACCGACUUCCCUGAUAUUCGUCGGAGGUGUGCGAUUCACUCCCCUGCGGGCUCAGUCAUGGUCAUUCCCCGUGAGCGCGUUGCCACUGGUGACUACCUGACCCGACUCUAUGUCCAGGUUCCCGGUGACUACAAACCAUCUAGUGAUCGACGGACGGACGGGAACUCGAGUGGUCCUGCGCCAGGAGACGCAAGAGCCCGUCGUAGCCAAGUUACGGACAAGACCAUAUUUGAACAUGCCGCAGCUGCGUUCAAGCCUUACUAUAUUCGACCUAAGACAGAGGGAGCUGUCGAUUGGUGGGCAGCGUACCAGAUCGGCCAACGAGUCACUGAUCGUUUCUCGGUGAAGGAUUCCAAGGGUGUCAAUCGAAUUUUCAUUGUUGGAGAUGCCUGUCAUACGCAUAGUCCCAAGGCUGGCCAAGGGAUGAACGUGUCGAUGAUGGACUCCUGCAAUCUGGCCUGGAAGUUGGCUUACCGCAUCAACGGUCUGAUUCCGACGUCAAUGAACAGUGCGCAAGAUGCAGUCCUCGACACUUACCAAACGGAGCGACAGACUAUUGCUCAGCAACUGAUUGAGUUUGACAAAGCCUUUUCAUCAAUGUUCUCAGGGAAAAUCGGCGCCACCGAGGAUGGCGUGCAGGGCUUGACGCACGAGGAAUUUUUGCAAGUGUUCAGUCAGGGCAAUGGAUUCACCAGUGGAUGCGGUAUUGAGUAUCCCGACAGCGUUGCCGUCGACCGGAGUAUCAAUGGAUCCAAAAAUCCUAUCACCGGAACGGACUACUUGUCAGGACUUCUGCGGCCGGGUCGCAGAGUCUUGAAUGUGCGCGUGAUUCGGCACGCCGAUGGUUGUCCUCGAGAUCUCCAAGACGAUUUCCCAUCAACUGGCCGGUUCCGUAUUCUGUGCCUCACCUCUUCCGAUCUGUUGGACAAAGAGGCGACGUCGGCCAAGACUCUCACUGCCUUGGGGGAGAUUAUUACCAACUUCCCGCCUUCAAUCAUUGAGCAAGUUGUGAUUCACCCUCGCCUAUCCCGAUCAUUUAUGUGGCAUGAUAUACCAUAUGAAGUCAAGAAGUACUCAGAAAUGUCGUUCUAUAGCGGACACGAGAUCGAAGAUGUGUACGCCACCUAUGGGGUCGAUCCGUCUAGGGGUGCUCUUGCUGUAAUCCGACCGGACGGCUACGUGGGAACGAUUGCAGAACUGGCUGAUGUGACACGGGUUGACACAUUUUUGAGCAGUCUGAUCGUGUCCAGAAGAGUGCGAACAUAA
Molecule: messenger RNA, 1992 nt
Organism: Penicillium diatomitis
Lineage: Eukaryota; Fungi; Ascomycota; Eurotiomycetes; Eurotiales; Aspergillaceae
Product: putative phenol monooxygenase
Exons: 5
Coding region: 1-1992 (663 amino acids)
Molecular function (GO): FAD binding
Source: RefSeq, a predicted model, not a curated record